GCAUUGAUUGGCAUUUGGCGCUUCUGACCGACUUCGUCUGCGCAUCACCGGAGUGCGCUCACUGAAUAAAUCUACCUACAAUAAGCCUCCUUACAUAUGACUGGCUUCGAAACCUCAGACAGUAUUACCGUGCGGUAAUCUUUACAAUCCGGUACUACCUGAUCUGAAUAUGUCAAAUCGUGUUAAUAACUUAGAAGUCAUCCGAGGGAGCGACAAAUCACCAUUCCAAAGAAAAAAUAUUUCACGCGCUCCCUCACCCAAUGUGCUAAGUUCUAGCACUCAACGUGGCACUGCCCUUGCCACUGAAAUCGACGCUUACCGACGUCGAAUUCAAACACUUCUUCAUUUCCUUGACUGUAUCGCCCAACACUGGUGGGAUCAUUUGUACCCAUACAAGCGCAGUUUCAUUAAAAGGCCCAGCAAAAGUGCAGAUGAAGUACGUUCUUACCGAACUCGUUUACUGGCUCGUCUAAGCAAAUGCACAACGCGAACAGUUGCACCAGCAGCUGCGGCCAUCGCCACCAUGGAAGCCCACGCCAGUAUCAAGCUGUUGCCACCAAAUUUGCUCAGCCCGAUUGCUCCGGACGUAACACAUACUGAUGUGUCCUCAGUGCUCGACAAUAGUGACGUAUUGCUCCAAAAGGCCUUUAGCCUGGCACGUCGAUUGGGCGAUAUCGAGAAACUGAAACAACGGUUAAUUUUGUCAGUGUUGACAUGGAUAACAAGCGACGGUAGGGAUUUCAACCUGAGGGCUCAACGGGUAGCGUUACUAGCUCGUCACGUGGAGCCUUGCUUGAUUGAGCAUUUCGCCGGGGUGAGAGCACUGUUAACUCAUUACUACAGACCACGUGUGCUGGUUCAAAAGCACGUCGACAAACAAGGCUCCACAGUGCCAGUUUCGUCUCGAGUAGAACCCAUAACUGCCGCUCGUCUGACUACUACCAAUGAGCAGAUUGCAGAAGCCAUAGAAAGUGUCAGUCCGAGAGCGCAUCGAUACUUACCCAUUGCUCCACUGAUCGGUCCAGACGACGCUAUGGAUGACCUCCAACUUCUUCCUAUCAUAAGGGCUCAGACAGACCUCUUCCAAUACGAUCCAGCUGACCAGAACGCCCUAUUAUACCAAUUAACUACGGACCAAGGCACGGUUGCGAAUCUCGUCGGCAGCAGACUUCCUAUUUUACCGAGCAUUGUGCUGAAUCCGUUGUCUAUCGACACUAGCCAGUUGGACUGGUUAAGCUAUGAAAUAAAUCAGCGCAAUUUUAACCUACAUAUUUUGAAUUCGGAAGAACCCGAGGAAGUCGCCUACCGUGAUGUGUCAUCUGCUUCUCCAUCUCCACCACCAAGUGACUCCAAGCUGGUUCCUGGUGUACAGCAAAAGGAAGUUUCACUAGCAUCUAAAGUGAGCAGAGUUGGGUUGAUGCUUCCACGAGCACAGCACCGAAAGUUGAGUCCAACAACAAUGAUGGGAACGCCCAUUGCUACGCCAAACGCAAAGGUUUCAAACUGGUCAGAUAUUUCAAAAGACUCUGAAUUCAGUGAAUUAGACAAUUCUAUACCAAGUCCCAAGUAUCCUUCACAUCCUGGAUGGAAAACGUCGGAUGAGAGAGCUUCGACCACGGUGACCUUAACGAUGUACCGCCAGGAUACAACCAAUGUAACAGAGGUAGUAGCAACCCCACUUCCUCCUAAGGAGCCAGAAAUCGCUGAACAGGAAGAGGCGAGUCCUUCUUGGAAGAGUCACCUUAGUUCUGAUAGUCUGCCUGAAAUUGAACCAGGGGCGGUUCUGACACUUCAAAGCCCCAGUGGUAAAGGCGAGGAACCGAAUCAGCAAGUAUUGGAUAUUCCACCAAAAAUUCAGUCGACAAACUCAAUUCCUCUUGAAUCCAAUCGUGAAUUUGUUCAUAAGCAUAAGCCACUGCAGAAACCCAACUUCGACGCGAAAAAGAUGACGGAACGAUUAUUCAAAGUGUCGGCAACCGUGGACGGCGCUGUUGUUAAGCAGCUGCCAACCAACAAAAAGACCCGUCUGUCCAACCACAAGGGGUCAGUGGGUUUCAUGUAAAGAACGGCUUUGUUGCAACAUGGGCUAAGAAUGAAACGGAUGCUUGAUCAUGACCUGUUCGUUUUUGCUUUUAUGUUCAAUGGCAAAUGACCCCGAAUCUGGUUGUACCAAGCUAACCCCAUGAGUGAUUGGAGUACAUUCCUUCCCGGACAGUAUGGGCUGUCUGUUAAGCCUUGAAUGUAAUGGGGUCAUCUGUUAGGAAUCUACAGUUUCGGUUAGCAUUUGAUCAUUCAUCGUUUCCGAAUCGGUUGGAUGCGAAUUACUUGUUCGUCGCCAUACAAUGUUGUAACUCCUUGUACGUGGGCAUAAUAUUUGGAUUUUAAGGUGG
Molecule: messenger RNA, 2390 nt
Organism: Dicrocoelium dendriticum
Lineage: Eukaryota; Metazoa; Platyhelminthes; Trematoda; Plagiorchiida; Dicrocoeliidae
Source: the annotation of a GenBank genome assembly